GUAGUAUGUGUGUGAAGAGGGCGCUCUAUUAAUUAAACUUGUUUUUGUUUUUUUUUUAUUUUUUAUGUCAACAGACAAAAAUAAGCAAAAAUAUUUAUUUUUAUUAUUAGAAAAAAUGACAAUAAUUAUAGUUAAUGAUUGUAAAAUUAACAAGAACAAUUGACAGUGGUUGGAGAAUAAUUUAAUGAAGGAAAAACAUAAACAAGGAUGAAUUUUAUUUAUGAGUUUCUAAGAAAUAUUAUCACAACAAUGUUACAAUUAAUAUGGUCAAGUAAAGGAAAAAUAACAAAUUCAUUGAGUAUUUAUGUUAAAACAAAUACUGGAAACACACUGACUGUUAAUCUAGAUCCAAAAUGGGAUAUUAAAAAUGUCAAAGAGAUAGUAGCUCCACAAAUGGGUAUAUCACCAGAAGACGUUAAAAUAAUAUUUGCUGGUAAAGAAUUGCAUAAUUCAACAAUAAUAGAGGAAUGUGAUUUGGGUCAACAAAGUAUACUACAUGCUGUUAAAAUGCCAAAGAAAAAGUUAAAAAAACCAAAAAUAACAAUUGAUGAGUUAUCAGAAGUAUCAGAGUUAAAUGAGAGUGGAAGUAAACCAAUGAAUGAAACAUUGAGUGAUUUAUCAUUUGAUGAUUCUAAUAAUACAAUUGAUGAUGAUAAAAAACGUGCACAUUUUUAUAUUUAUUGUUCAAAACCAUGUAAGAAUGUUGAAGCUGGUAAAUUACGUGUUAAAUGUAGCUUAUGUUCAAGUGGUGCUGUAACUGUUGAUAGAGAUCCACAAUCAUGGCAAGAUGUAUUAAAAAAAAAUCGUAUAACAGUACAUUGUGAAAAUGAUUAUUGUCAAUCAGCUCAAUCAAAUACACAAGAUGACAUUCAAUUAUCAUAUGCAAAAUUUUUUUUUAAAUGUUCAAAUCAUCCAAGUCUUGGUGAAAAUGAUGAAGCAGUACCACUUUAUUUGAUAAAACCAAAUUUUAAAAAUAUACCAUGUCUUGCUUGUACUGAUAUUAAAGAUACAGUAUUAGUAUUUUCAUGUGAAUCAUCACAUGUUACAUGUAUUGAUUGUUUUAAAGAAUAUUGUUGUGUUAAAUUAUCAGAACGUCAAUUUGAAUUUGAUGAUAAAUCUGGAUACUAUACAUUACCAUGUCCAGCUGGUUGUGAUAAUUCAUAUAUAAAUGAAGUUCAUCAUUUUAGACUACUUGAUAAUCGUCAGUAUGAACAGUAUCAAAGAUUUGGAGCUGAAGAAUAUGUUCUUCGAGCUGGUGGUUUAUUAUGUCCACAGCCUGAUUGUGGAAUGGGAAUAAUUCCAUCAAAUUCUGAUGAUGUUGAUGAUGAUAAUUGCAGAAAAAUUCAAUGUAUUGGAGGAUGUGGUUAUGUUUUUUGUAAAAAAUGUUUAAAUGGUUUUCAUCUUGGUGAUUGUGAUAGUCAACAGCCAGUUGCUUCAAGUUCACAAUCAAAAUUUGGUGGAUAUUCUGUUGAUCCAAAUAGAGCCAAAGAUGCCACUUGGAGUGAAGCAACAAAAAGAACAAUUCAAAAAUCAACAAAACCUUGUCCAAAAUGUAGAACUCCAACUGAACGUGAUGGUGGAUGUAUGCACAUGUUUUGCACAAGAGCUGGAUGUAAUUUUCAAUGGUGCUGGGUUUGUCAAACUUCUUGGUCUAGAGAUUGCAUGGGAAAUCAUUGGUUUGGCUAGUCAAAAUAUAUAUAGUCAUAUAAAUAAUAAAACUAAAUUCUAUUUUUUAAAUAUAUAUAUACAAAUCAAUUUAAAUUUAAACAAAAAUAAAGCAACUAUUUAAUUAAACAAAAUAUAAUCUUUUUUUUUUAAUUUUUAUUUCAUGCAAGACGUCUUAAAAAUCGCUUCAAGUUGAUCAAUCAAUUUACAUCCAGCUAAUUCUCUCAACAACUUGAAUUAAUAUUUUGAUUUACAAAAAAAAAAAAAAAAAAUA
Aphidius gifuensis is the source of this 1939-nucleotide messenger RNA. It is a transcript of the gene park, whose product is annotated as E3 ubiquitin-protein ligase parkin. Bases 208 to 1686 code for a protein of 492 amino acids. Gene Ontology annotation, cellular component: mitochondrion; Golgi apparatus; ubiquitin ligase complex. Lineage: Eukaryota; Metazoa; Arthropoda; Insecta; Hymenoptera; Braconidae. The transcript is spliced from 5 exons. Gene Ontology annotation, biological process: protein polyubiquitination; regulation of mitochondrion organization; regulation of cellular response to oxidative stress. Gene Ontology annotation, molecular function: ubiquitin protein ligase activity; zinc ion binding; ubiquitin conjugating enzyme binding. The record is from RefSeq and is a predicted model, not a curated record.